Pseudomyrmex gracilis is the source of this 6708-nucleotide messenger RNA. RefSeq names its product signal-induced proliferation-associated 1-like protein 2. The transcript is spliced from 14 exons. The coding region runs from base 957 to 5681 and encodes 1574 amino acids. Gene Ontology annotation, biological process: regulation of small GTPase mediated signal transduction; activation of GTPase activity. The record is from RefSeq and is a predicted model, not a curated record. Gene Ontology annotation, cellular component: cytoplasm. Lineage: Eukaryota; Metazoa; Arthropoda; Insecta; Hymenoptera; Formicidae. Gene Ontology annotation, molecular function: protein binding; GTPase activator activity.
GAGCCGCAAACUGUCAGCGUUUCCGAGUGUCGAUGUUCGCAUGAAAGUGUGUUUUUGUUGUAUUAUCGCGAAGUUGUGUCUACGCGCGAUCGACGCGUUUCGAUUUCGCGUGCGCGAUCACGUCCGGACGAAAGAAUUCGAAGCGAAGAAUAAUCAUACGCUCCGUGUGGUUAUCACGGAUAAAUAAAUCGCGUCGGUAACAGAUAUUCGAUAUAUUUAUAUCGGCGGCGACGUGCGCGACUGACUUCAGUGCGUUACUGUUCGAUUGUUCGCUUCCGCAAGGUGCAACGAUACGACUUGCGACGAAAUACAAGCGAGAGAGAGAGAGCAAUAAUAAUAUAUAUAUCCUGUGAUAUCGCGUGGAUCGUGAGUGAUCAAGAAAUCGGAUUCGGGGAUUCGGAGCCGGUGUGAAUUGUCCCGGGCGCGGACAAUCUCGCGUGUGUAAAUCGUCGACGCGCGCGCGUGUAACGUGAUAGUACCAUAAUAUAGAACAUAACGUUUCACGCUCAAGCGCGUUCGUGUUGCACCUGGACCGUCAUUGAUGCGAGUAAAACGUGAUCUCUCGAGACGACAAUCGAUUGAGAGAGAGAGAGAGAGAGAGUAUCGAACCGGAUGGACGACUUCGUUCUUCCGCGAUUGAAAAAUUGUGUGGAAACAAAGUGCGUAAGUACAUACUUAUCAUUCAUUAGUGAAACGCGCGCUGGUGCGCGCUUCUUCUGGUGAUUUGUGAGAAAACAAAGAAGAAGCGACACGAGAAAAAAAAGGAGGGAAAGAAGAAGAGAGAGAGAGAGAAGAGAAGAGACGCACGCGGUGUGUCACGGCAAGGUUACGGUUUGCUGCUCCAAAGAAGAAGGAAAUCGGAAGCCGCUAUAUUGGAGAAGAAGCGGGAAAGCGGCGUGCCGCUCUUCUGUGUGCCGCGGCAGAGGCGUUCGUCCCAGCCUGAAAACAAUGAAGAGAUGAUCGCGAGUCUGCCAAUCAACGGCGGCGGCAGUGGAGGGCCGGUGAGCCACCGCGUGGGUCGUGGAUUGGCCUUACACAGGUCCAAUUCCAGCUUGGAGCUUCCUCACAGUCCGGAUCCCGCAUCUCGAGUGCCAGAAACGCCUCUCAGGAGAGAGUAUGGGUCUCACGGGAGCAUCGACAUAGUGGCGCAGUCCAUCACGACCGGCGAGAAUUUCUUCGCCAUGCUGCAGGACUUCCGACCCCCGGAGCAACGCGGUCCUGUUGCGGGCGAUUAUCUGCGUCGCGUUCAUCAGCAGGACGGAGUUACUGUUCAACAGCUCGACGACGUCGACGGCGGGGCGAGUGGCGCCGGUUCCAGUCCGAAACAGCGACUGAAGUUGAACAGAUUGUGGGGCGGUAAGCCGCCGCGAACGAUGGAGGAAUCGUGCACCAGCCCGGUGGCGUCGGCCGACGUGGAGGAGCGACAUCGGAGACGAGCGUUCGCCCAUUACGACUGUCAGUCGUUGACGGCGAAUCUGAGCUACGCCGCGAGACUCAGGGGAAUUCUUUUGGCCAAGAGAAGAAACACGGCCACCGGAGCGUCAGCCGCUAGCGCUCUGAGAGCCGCCACCCCCGACGAGACUCCCGAGGAUGACGCCGGCGAUGGAAAAGGUAACGACCUGCUGGAGCCGUGUCCCUUCUUUCGCAACGAAAUCGGAGGCGAGGGGGAACGCGAGGUCGGUCUUACUCGCUUCUCUCAGGGUAACGGGAUUCAUCGGCCAUCGUUGUCUUACGGAGUGUCCGUCUUGGAACCGCUACCCGGCGAGACCAUGUGGAAGCAUACUUGUCCACUGCAGAAGCGACCACUGCCAAUCGAGAGCGUCGACGAAGGAGCUUACUAUUACCGGCGAUACUUUCUCGGACGAGAACAUCAAAACUGGUUCGGCAUGGAUCCGCAACUGGGACCAGUGGCCAUCAGCAUUCGCAAGGAUGUCAAUCAGUAUCGCGUGAUCGUGCGCACGUCGGAGUUGCUGACGUUGCGGGGUUCCGUACCGGAGGAGGCUCUUGGCAUCAGGCUGCAGGGUCGGCAACCCACCAGGGAGCUUCUUGAGCUGAUCGCGCCGGAAGUCCAACUGAGUUGCCUGAGGCUCGGCACGCCUGCCGCCGAGGACGCGCUGACCAAACUGGACGAGCAAAUGCUGUCCAACACGUACAAAGUUGGCGUUCUGUACUGCCGAACCGGCCAGAGGACCGAGGAGGAAAUGUACAACAAUCAGCACGCCGGACCGGCUUUCCUGGAGUUCCUGGACACUAUCGGCCAAAGAAUAAGACUGCGAGGAUUCGAGGGCUACAAGGCUGGACUGGACACCAAAAACGACUCGACGGGCAUGCACGCGGUAGUGGCGACGCAUCGCGGUGCGGAAGUCACCUUUCACGUGUCUACCAUGCUACCUUUCACGCCUAACAACCGGCAGCAGUUGCUGAGGAAGAGGCACAUCGGAAACGACAUAGUAACGAUAGUUUUUCAGGAACCCGGCGCGUUGCCGUUCAGCCCGCGAAGAAUACGUUCGCAUUUCCAACACGUAUUCAUCGUCGUGCGGGCCAUAAAUCCCUGCACCGACAACACGCAGUACAGCGUGGCGGUGUCCAGAAGCAAAGAAGUGCCAAUUUUUGGCCCACCUGUUCCGCAAGGCGCUACGUUCACUAAGGGAAAGGCUUUCGCGGACUUUAUACUGGCCAAGGUCAUAAACGCCGAAAACGCAGCUCACUGGUCUGAGAAAUUCGCUACGAUGGCUACAAGAACGAGACAAGAAUAUUUGAAGGAUCUAGCUACGACCCCGACUUACAUUACCACCACAGUCGUCGAUACCGGUCAGAAAUUCUCAAUGCUCUCCUUCAGCAGUAAGAAGAAGAUCACGGUACGACCGAGACUUUCUUGCGACGCGUCGCAGCGCGGUGCGAUUUGCUGGCAGGUCAUACUCGAGGACAGUAAUCAGAACACGGAUUGUUACUUGGGCAUAAGCAUAGACACCAUUGUGCUGAUCGAGGAACACUCGAGACAGAUAGUAUUCGUUACUCCCUGCGCGAGCGUGCUCGGAUGGCACGCUCAAACAAACAGUUUGAGAUUGUAUCAUCAUCAAGGCGAGUGCAUUACCAUACACGUACGCGGUGAUUAUGGCGAGAGGGACGAGUUAAUGGAAAUUGUGGCUCGACUGCGCGCCGUAACUCAAGGCGCACCGGCCUCGGAGUUAUCGUUGAAGAGAAACAGUCUGGGACAAUUGGGUUUCCAUGUUCAACCGGACGGUGUUGUAACGCAAGUCGAAAGCAUGGGCCUCUCGUGGCAGGCUGGUCUAAGACAGGCCUCCAGGUUGGUCGAGAUCUGUAAGGUGGCUGUGUCGACCUUGAGUCACGAUCAAAUGGUCGAUCUGCUGAAAACCAGCGCCCAGGUUACGAUUACCGUUAUACCACCGAACAACGACGGAAAUCCAAGAAGAGGCUGCACGUUGCAAAACUGUCAUUAUCUAUCGAACAAUUACGAGGGGGAUUACGAGAAUGUAACGAGCGCGGAUAAUACACCGAGUCAACAAACGGCGAUGUCGCAUCAACGACGAUAUGAUCGAUCGUUCAGCCCGCCGCGAUCGAGCAACAGCUCCGGGUACGGUACUGGAUCGAGCUCUAGAUCGUUCAACGAUCCACGGUUUCCGUUGGAGGGUACAAUGACUAGCAGCAGUAGUGGACACAGUAGUGCUGAUGAUCGUUGCGUUUUUUGUUUUAGGUAUGAACUUCUAGAGCCGCAGGAUCAAGACGGCAAUCAUCGCGCGAACGGCACGCCGCCACCGUUGCCGGCGCGACAGAAUUACCAAGUUGUGACACCUAGCAAAUCCAGUCAGAAGAAAGACAAGUCUCAUUACGCGAGCGCCAAACAACUCGCGGACGCGAGUUCGAAGCACCGCGACCACGGUCACGAGCAUUACACGAAGGAAAUUAAUUACGUAUCGUCGAAAAUGCUGCAGGAAAACGCGCGACACGAGAACUAUCAGCGACAAAUGGACAACGCGCAUCGCAAUUCGGAUCACGUUACGACGAAUUAUGUCAAGCUACAGAAAGAGCGUUACGAGAUCAAGCAGGAGAAUCUGUACGCGUCUCAGAGAGAACUUCACAAGAACGACGCUCAACAUCACGGAAGUGGUCAUCAGAAACUGAACGCAUCGAAUUCACUGCCAUUGGCGCACAACGCCGUUUACAGUCUGCCAAAGUCGGGUAGCAAUAACAAUCUCGGUAGGUACAACGAAUACGAGCAGUGCGGCGGUAAAUACGAUUACGAGACGCCUACGAAACCGGACAGAAGUUCCAAAUACGAACUGCAAGAGGAGAAAAUGAUGGAACGACUGUCGGCCAAGUACGAACACGAUGCGCGUAAUCAUUCCGCGAAGAGGAUCGGCUACGAUUAUUCGGAGGACAUUUACGAAAGAAGAAAUAGCAAGUACGAUAUAGAAUUGGUUAAGUACGAUAUGGAGUGCCAGCACGUUAGCAACGAGAGAAAACGCAGCAACGACAGCAACUGCGAGCACAAUCGGGAAUCCAUUAAAUACGAGAUACCGCACGAUUUCAAAGUGGGCGAGAAGGUCACCUGUUUGAAAACCAGUAUAUCGGAGCGACCUGUGCCGCACAAGGUAAGCGUCGAGUAUCGACAGACGAAGGACUUUCCGGCGAGUUUGCCACCGGAAGUGCGGAUCGCGGACCUCAAUUGUCCCGAAGUGACAGGUCUACCCAGCGAGGACGAACUGUCGAACGGAUCCGGCAGCGUGUCACCCAGACUACGACGGGCCAACAAGCAUCGCGGUGGAAAUCGCACUCCUUCCAGCGGCGGUUCCAGGAAUCAAAGUCCUAGACCGAAGCCGGGAAUGAGGAAUUCCCAUCGAAACUCUGCGAAUCUGACGUCCAGCACGUUGCAGGAGGAUCUUAUGAGACUGAUUAAUCCCGACUACAUUUCCGACGACAAUCAUAUCGUCAAUAACAAUCUCGUGAACAGCGUGAUGAAUCCCAAUCAAAAUUCGAACAAGAUAAACAACAAUAUGCUGGAGAUUCAGAACAGAUGCCGAUCUAGAGAGAACCUGUGCGGCAAUAGCGCAUCAACUUUAAGCGUUUUACCGUCAAACGGACAAGAAAACGGCAAUAACGGCUCGGAAGUGAUCUUAACGAUGGCCAGACCUGCCACAGUGAUCUCCAAUGCCAGCACUGCCUCGAGUCCAGCGCCGAGCGAGAAUAAGUUAUCAAAAGAAGAAAGAUUAUCUCCACGAGUUACAAAACCGCUUCAUUCGAUCUCAAAACCGCACAGCAAUUUAACGCCAAUCAAAGACACGAAGAAUCACAACGACUCGAUUGUGGAUUGUUGGAAGAAUCAACUUUCAGAUCCCAAUAGAUCGACGAAGCAACAUCCUCAAGAAUGGCCCGACGACAGACUCAUUGACGGGUGCAACGCAAACGCGAAUUCCGUUUCGGACUUGCAGUCACAUUUAUCCACUCUCGAGUUGAGAAUGGAGAGAGAGAAACUCUUGCGACUCUCAUUGGAGGACGAGGUGCGGCGUCUGCGCGACGAGAAUCGACGUUUGCAGGAGUUCGAGAACCUGCGGCUCUCCUUGGAGGACGAGAAUCGUCGUCUGAAGGACGAGAAUCACGCAGCCGCGCAGCAACUACGACGUUUCACGGAAUGGUUCCAGCAAACAAUGGAUCGUCAGUAAUCCGAUGUACUGACACACGAAGCAUAUAAAAAAAAUAAUAUAAAUUUUUUUUUUUAAGUAUAUUUUAUCACACCUAGUAAUGGCAUCGAACGUUGAAUCAUCAGGAGAGAGAGACGCGGUAAUUCAGUAAAUUUAUAUAUAUUUAAAAAACAUAAUUAUUAAUUAUUAAAAUAUAAUUAUUAAUAAUUAUUUUUGACUCAAUCGUUGUAUUGUUUUUGCAUUUACUUUAUCCGCGUUCUCUUUUUUUUCUUUCUUUUUUUUAUUUUUGCUCGAUUCGGAGUAUAUGAUCUUUGUAGGUAUUACAGUAUUAACGCGACUUUGGCUUGAUUAAAUAAAUAAAUAUAUAUACAUAUAUAUAUAUAUAAAGAUAUUACACGUUAGAUCGCGAUCGAAAACAGUUGUCGCAAGGGAUUUGAUCCGUGAGUAGAAUAACAAAAAAGUAUUUCAUUCGCAAUUUUGUUUGGCGAUCUUCUUGUAUCAUAUAAUAUUAACAUAUUAUUCGCGUUAGUUUAUAUAUAUAUAUUCCGAUUAUAAAGUAUAAGUUACCAUCGUACGUACGUAUCUUUCGUUUCUCCUCCGUUCGAGGACUCGAUGUGUUGAUCAGCAAAAACUGUUUAGAUUAGCUUGAAACAUUUUUGUUUGUUGUUUUUUUUUUUUUUUUUUAUUUUCUUUUUAAGAAAAACAAUCAUCUCUGUGUAUUAAAACUAGAUGUUUAAUUUUACAAAAGAGACCAAAUGACCAAAUAUUACUAGAACUGAGAGAACUACUUUAAAUUCUGUAAUUUAUUACGCCCUUUUACAUUAAUUGUUUACUACUAGCGUUACUAAGACGAGAGCGUCGCUAGGACGCUUUCUAUCCCUCCCCCCCCUUUCCGUGUUUGAAUUUCUCCUUUGUAAUAAACAUAACACACACAAUUCAAGAGAGAUAUCUCAGCUACACACGAUGUAACGAAGGUGACAUUUACUGAGCAGUAUAAACCGAUUUAAUAAAAAGAAAAUGUAUACUUUAAAAAACAUUUUUGUAUUUA